Messenger RNA from Doryrhamphus excisus (bluestripe pipefish), 2524 nucleotides. The record is from RefSeq and is a predicted model, not a curated record. NCBI's taxonomy places the organism in Eukaryota, Metazoa, Chordata, Actinopteri, Syngnathiformes, Syngnathidae.
ACUGCUGUGCUUGGACCGUCUAGCCAGGAGCUGCAGCUCUUACAUACAAGCAAGCUAAAAAAAAACUGCAAACAAGAGCCCAGAUUUCCGCAUCUACAAUGAAGACCACGCUGGCAACUCUGACUCUGUGCCUGGUGCUCCUCAUGGCUGCAGGCUUCCCAUUCGAGGGGAAAGGGGGCUCGGCAUCCGGCGGCGCCUCCAAGGAGAAGCGUGUACAGUUUGCAGCCUGGGAUGAUGUCAAUGUCAUCGCCCACGGCCUCCUGCAGCUAGGCCAGGGGCUCAAGGAGCACGUGGACAAAACCAAAGUCCAGAUGAGGGACAUCUACACCAAGCUGAAGGUGUAUAACCGCACCAUCAGCGAGCUGGGCAAAGAGAGCCAGAGGCUGCAGGCGGACGGGGAGGCCCUGAAGGCUCGAGCCGGUGGAGUGGAGGACAGAGAGGGGCAGCUCCUCAAUGUCACGGCCGAGUUGCAGGAGAAGAUGGAGGAGAUGCAGCAGGAGAGGAGGGCUGUGAGCGAGAGGGUGAGCCGGCUGGAGGAGAAAGCGGACAACAUGAUUCCGGGAGAUGCUGCCAAGAACUCCAGUGACGCACACAACAUCCAGAUGAUGCUGGAGGCUCAAAACAGACGCAUCGAUGAUCUGAUGGGACGUAUCAGACUCCAACAGGAGAAGCUUGACAAGCAGAACGUGCGCAUUAGAACCCUGCAAAGUCAGAUCCAGCAGACGAGGCAGAGGUCGUUCCCACAGAACACUCCUUCGAGUGGCGUGUCCGAGCAACGCGACUCACCAGUCGAGAUGCCAUCAGACUGCCAUGAGCUCUUCCUGCGAGGCGACAUCACCAGCGGGGUGUACACCAUCCAGCCACACAACAGCGAGCCUUUUAACGUCUUCUGUGAGAUGACAGCUGAUGGCGGAUGGACGGUGAUCCAAAAACGGCAGGAUGGCUCUGUGGAUUUUGACCAGCUAUGGGACGCCUACAAGCAAGGCUUUGGCACUCUGAAUGGAGAGUUCUGGUUGGGACUGGAAAAGAUCCAUUCCAUAACCAAAGAUGGCGGCUACAUCCUAAAAAUCAAGCUAUCCGACUGGGGGAAUGAUUUGGCAUCCAUCCGCCUCCCCUUCCGACUGGGCGGAGAGGAGACCAAGUACUCCCUCCACAUUCAGGAGACCGACACCUUCAGUCCUUUGGAAAGCUCCUUGGGUUCCGACGCCACUUCUGGCCUGCCUUUCUCCACUCAAGACCAAGACAACGACCGAAAAAAAGACACCAACUGCGCCAAACAUCUGUCCGGUGAGCACCUCAUUCCGUGGAGGUUCUUCCUCCAGAGGAGCUCCACUCAAUCCACACCUAACCUGCUUCCCUCCUUUGCACCCAUAGGUGGCUGGUGGUUCAGUAACUGCGGUCAGUCCAAUCUUAACGGGAAAUUCUUCCAGAGCCCACCGCCCAAACAGAGGCAUCAGAGAAAACAGGGAAUCUUCUGGAAGACCUGGAGGGGCCGCUACUACCCUCUCAAGUUCAGCAUGAUGAUGAUCGCCCCCGCUGUGAUGGAGAGAAAGUCUUAAAGAGACACACACAGUAGACUUAGUCAAGACAAAGAGUGGGGGAAAGAUGUCGCUUUAUUCUUUUGGUGAAGAGGUCCUACCUCCGCCAAGGCCCUCAGAAUAGAAGCCGGACGAGCACUCUCCUUCCCUGCCACAGAGAGGAGCAAAGGCUUAAGACGUCACUUCCUCCUUCCUCAAAGAGCAAGCUCCGGCAUGUCUGCUACGGCGCCAAAAGCCUCCAAGAAUUUUCCAACAAGUGGAGACUCAUCAGGAAGCCUGAGAAGUCAGAGCAAAUCCAAAUGACUCCCUUUCUUUGCAAGCGUCAUGGUAUGAGACGCGCAAUGCGGGCAGAUUACGUGUUUUGUUUUUAGAAGGCCAGUGGUGUCAUUUGUGAGCAUGAUGAAAUUAAAUGGUUCUUUUGGAAAGUCACUGUACACUGUUUGAAGACGCUUACGCUGUUAAGAUGGAUGUCGGCUCCCUAUCAUCUUGUUAUUCAGCUCCGAACCGUAGUAAGGGCGACCUGGCUUCAGCAGAGAUGGAAAUAUUACCUGUUGCUUCCAAUUAGCUUUUUUAGUUCAACAUCCAUACCGUCUUUUCUCUCUCGCGCUCUUCCUGGUCAUGCAAGGUCCCGCUACAUAGCUGCCCAAGGCAAUGCCUGUAACAAUCUCACAUCUUUUCCAAAACAGCGAUUUCUGUCGUAUUCUUCGCUAUUUUUUAUGUGGAGCAACAUUUUAAGUCAUAUUGACUUUGUUCAAUUGUACGCAUAGUGAAACAAGGAAUGUCUUAUGAUCUGUGUCACGUUGUUGUUCACUUUUCUUAUUUAAAUACUGUAAAAAAAAAAAAACACACACACACAAAGUCAAAUAUUAUCAUAUAUUUCCGUGUUGUUUGUAAUUUAUAUUGUAUAUGUUGUGUUUGGUUGGAUGUAAAUGUGUUUUUUUAAGAGACAAAUGGCUACAAGAAGCCAAUAAAAUGGAUUAAAUUCA